This is a messenger RNA of Notodromas monacha, 2808 nucleotides long. NCBI's taxonomy places the organism in Eukaryota, Metazoa, Arthropoda, Ostracoda, Podocopida, Cyprididae. The record is from the annotation of a GenBank genome assembly.
AGUAGGAACUUCACGAACAAGCAGUUUAAAAGAGUGCAGUGAAUCCAGUCAAAAGUGUGUUCCCAGAAUUCAUGGUACGGUGUUGAGAAGACAGUGGGAACAAUGCACUCGGGCUCGUGGCAGUUGAAUUCGUAUCGCAGUGAUGCGGAGGAUUCUUUCGCGGGAUCGAGAAUUCAAUUUCCUCGACUGGGAAUUGACCAAACGAGGGGACCGAUUGGUCGGCAAAUGGAACGCGUUAUGAUUUCCGAAAGAAGUUUGGAUGACAGUGUCUCGAACAUGCUACACCCCUGCGAUGCUCUAUUUCAAAAUUUCCACGACGCAGUGAAAGAGCUUUCGUCGAGCUUUUGUAUUUUGCCGCUGUUGGAGAAAUUUGUCAAGUUUUGCGACGAUGCGCUGAAGCAACUGCGGUCUUCGCAUUUUCGCGUCGCCAUUUCUGAGCAAGAGAGUCGCUCUUUAUCCGAAAUUGAAAACCACCUGUUGAAAGAGAGAGCAGUUUGGCGCUUGCUUCGAUUGCUCAUUGGUGAGCAAAUGGAUUUGGAGCGGCCUUCGUGUCCGACUGAGUUCAGGGUGGAUGAAUCUACCUUGCUCGCAAUGAAGGCGACACUCGAUGACACUGGUCUAGAUGCUGAUCUACAAAGCCUCGAGUACGCGAGUGAAAAAAUGUAUGUUCAUCAUCGCUUUCUGGUUGACGCCGACGUGCGAAAAGCGCACAAUAUCGUCAAAUGGCUGGAGGAGUGGAAGAAAAUCGCGAGUCCCGAGAUUGAAAAUGAGCUUCGUUAUUUUGCAAACGCGGGAGUUCUAUGGGAAAGCACCCUUGUUUAUCUGAAGGCGUUGAAAGCGUCAAACGAAAUCAUAUCCGAAAUGGAUCCAGAUGCCCCGUCACGUCAGAAGAAAACUCCUUUGGCUCAGGAUCUGGAUGACCAAAAGAAGCUGACUGGUCUUCUAGUCCACUUCUUGAGAACGGGAGAACUUACUUUGUAUGAGAAGCUCUGUCAUUACGUUGGUCAGCCAUGGAGGAUGUCGGUGUUGUUGGGCAGCGAGUACUGUCAUGAUCCGAAUUACUACAAUGUUGAUUCCACUAUUUUACUCCCUGUGGAAGGGAAUCCAAGCCGUGUUGGUUGGAAAGCUGCGACUUUUGCCGCAGCCGAAGACGUCAAGGUUUUCGAGGGGGAUCGUUUGCUUUGUGCCAUUGCUUCGGGCCAUCUGCACGAGGUGCUUGGUUUCGUAACGAACUGGGAAGACGCCGUUUGGUCGUAUUUCCGAUGUCUGCAGGACCAGAUUUUGGAGAAGGAGAUCGAGGAGAACGUUUGUUCGGAAAGUGCGGAUUUCCAGCUGCCCAGCGCGUAUUGGAAAAAUAAUUUUUCUGCCAAGUCGAUCUUCGCGGAAAUUGAGGCGUCGCCCAAGCUGCAAAUCCGCGAAGAAGCAGCGGAUCCCAUGCGUCUUCUGAUGAAAGCGUUCAUUUUGAACGACGCCGAAUCGUUUGCUUGCUUGCAGAAAUUCAGUGAUCUUGCUCAAGAUGCUCAAAUGAAGCGGUUCCUGGCUCAUCUCGCCAUAUUGCUCAAGUCGACGGGAAUGGGAAGCUUUGUGGACAGAGCAUUUAUUGACGCUGCCUUGGCAGAUUACCUUGAGGUGCUUGUGUCUCAUGGAAGCGUAGACCAGGUGUUGUUCUACAUCACGGCCAUGUCGACGGAGCAGCGGAAAGAAGAUGCGCUGAGUCAGUUCAUGAAGAAAUUCUGCGGAGGAUCAGAGUCGAGGCAGUUGCUGAUUCGGUCUGCUGAACAAUUGGGACUGGAUGGACGAGAGGCGGCGAGACGAGUGGUGGAGGAAACUCGACGGGAUUGCAGAGCUGAGGCCGGUGUCGACUCGCUGCUACAGAGACAAGCCCCCGCUGUUGAUUUCCUGCGAGUCUUUGUCGGGCUGAAGGUCGUGGAGAAGGAUUUGGAGAGGAUAAGUGCUUUGGACUGGAUAAUUAUGGAAGAUGAUGAUCCGUUGCGAGCUGCGAAAGAAGUGAAUGCUCUGGCGCGGUGUUUUCUGCUGCAGAAGAACGUUCGAGCUGCCAAGUUAUCUUUGGACAAGCUGGCUUUGUCUGCUGCCGAAUGUCUGUCUCCGAGGACACGUGGGACAGGAACUAUGGACAACACUGCUGUCAUUAUUUGCGAAGAAGAAAACCAUUUGCGGGAGUCCGAAGCUCUACAGUUGCUUAUUGUUGCAUUUGACGAAUACGAAGCCUGGUCCCACACUGUCAACGUAGUCGUUGGGCCAACACCGGCCGAGGACAAUUACGACAAGUACAGCACGCACAAGCACGCCAUUUUGGACGUGCUCCGACGCAUUGUCAACUUCCGCUUUGGCUGGCUCGAAGACCGCGUGUCUGAUGAUGACAACAAUAACGCAGAAACGGAUGGUGCUGGAGACGAGGAGGAGGAGGAAGAAGACGAGGAUGCGAAGACCAGAAAGGCGGAGCUGGUUGCAGUCAAGAAAGUGUACUUCCCCGUGGUUCUGCGCAUGUUCACUGAAGUUUUGUCCAAACAGUAUCCCGGUGUGGAAGCCAGCAACAAGAACGAGGCGCUGAAAAACUGCGAUGUCAUGUGGGACAUUGCCAUUUCCUUUCUGCACGUCAACGAUCUUUUCCAAUACGUGUCCUUGGAAAACCUGGAUGCCUUUAAAUCUAGCUUGAUCUCGAAAGCUGUGGAAGUAGGGAACCUCAAUUGUGGCUUUUUCGGCUUCGGCGAAGACGUGGAAGCCGAGUUGUUUGAUUGGCAGUCCAAGCAGAAAGAAGACGGCGACGAAGAUGCGAUGGAGCUUUGA